UCCCAAGAGCAAGACACCAGAGGGGCGAGCAACUUCUGGUCAUGCACAACAGAAGCCUGGAUUUACUGCUCUCCCCACGUAGAGCUGUUAGUCAGGGGUCUGGCAUCUGACAGAACUUGUGAGGCAGCGCUUGCAUUGUGGGAUGAUCAGCACCUGCACUUACUAGGAGCCGCUCUGCCACACCAAGGAGCACACAGACUGACUUCCCACAUGCCUGGAAGAACUCGUCCAAUACUUGCUGCUGAGUGAGAUACAUUUUACAGGAAUUCACUGGAGUCAAAACUACUUUUUUGUUUUUAAUCUUGAGUUCUGGGGAUCAUUGAUCUGAUACUCUGUUACUGUCUAGUGAUAUAAACCUAUACGAUGCAUCUGCAGAGCGUCCUAUGCCUGGCUCUGCUCUUCUUGCAAGGACUCUGUGCAACAGGGCUUCGGAAAAAUCACAAGUUAUCAGAACCCAAACUAAGCCCAGCAGACGGCCAUAUUGUAAUCAACGUAGGACAGUCAUUCACUGUAUCCUGCAGGGGGGCUGCUCCAUUAACGUGGCUCUGGGAAGAGAAUGCCUAUUCCACAAACGGCAGACUGAGCGUAUUGGAGCAGCAGUGUCGUGGUCCUGAUGAAAAGCACCUCACUUGCAGUCAGUUAACCAUCCAUGAUGCACAUCCGAGUGACACUGGAUACAUCACAUGUCUAUAUAGCCAGGCCCUGCACAGCCACAAUCUGAAAGCCACGAGUUACAUUUUUAUCAAAGAUGAUGAACAGCCCUUUGUGAAGAUGAAUACAGAUGUCCCGGAUAUAGUUUAUAUCAACAUUAAGACAGAUGAUCUUGUGAUUCCCUGCCGUACCACCUCCCCAUACUAUAUGGUCACUUUGAAGCUGUAUAAUGACUUUCCAGUGGAAUCUAAAGGAAUAAAGUGGGAUCCCAAAAGAGGAUUCAUCAUUACAUCACCCUCCCAUGACAUUUCUAAUAUGUUGAAGUGUGUUACAAAAGUAAAUGGAAAGACAUUCUACACUAUGUAUUUAGCAAUUCGCGAAAGUAAUCAAGAAAGAGUAAUCAAUACUUUGAAAGUAAAGGCCAAUGCCCCAAAGCUUUUGGUUGGAGAGUCACUGACAUUGACCUGUACAGGAGAGACAACCUACAAUGGUCGGAGGGAACUGAAAUGGAUGCACCGUGGCAAGUAUGUGGAAUCCUCGUUGUCUUUGAAAAUGGAUAUCUCGGUGUACAAAGUAACAGCAGUCCUGACAAUUCCACACAUGGCAAUGCAAGACCGUGGUCUUUACACCUGUAGGGAUAUGGAAAAUCAUUCACUUGAUACAAACAUUUCAAUAGCAGUAUUUGAUAAGCCUUUCUUGAACAUCAUUCCUCCAAACAAGACAGUACAUGAGGUAAAUGAAAGCCGGAGAGAGUUAAAGCUGUCCACCAGGAUUCGCGCUUUUCCUUUGCCAUUUGCCACCUGGUACAAAGAUGGACAAUUAAUUGGGCCAAAUCAUACCUGUUACAGUUAUAACCAGGACAACUACAACUUAGUUAUAAAAAACCUAAAAGAGAAGGAUUCUGGGAUUUAUACCCUGGUGCUAAGCAACUCUCUCCAUGGUCUGGUAAAAUCAGUCAACUUCACAGUAAUUGUCAAUGUCAAACCGACCAUCUAUGAGAAGGAGACAGAUUUUGACAGAGUAGAAUCUGUUCUGCUGGGUGAAAUACAAAGCUUCCACUGCACAGCCUAUGGAGUGCCCUCUCCCAAAAUCCAGUGGUAUUGGCAGCCCUGUCUGCAGGAAAACAUACUGUGUGAUGUGGAUAAAACGUUAGAAAGGAUUCCAGUUUUCCCAACAAAUCAUGCUUUAAACCUGUCUGUUAACAUCAUGACUGCAGCUGUUGCAGAAGUUAAUAUGAUUCAUGAUGGGAAAAAUAAGACUGUAAGCACACUUACCACCUCUGCAGGCAGCAAUGAGUCUGGGAUCUACUUUUGUGUGGCUUCAAACAAAGCUGGUUUUGAUGAAAGAACCAUGCGCUUCAUCCUAUCAGAAAUUAAAACUAGAGUGAUGACAGAACCAGAGACAGCUAUUCUGAUUGGAAGCGAUGUAAGCUUGGUCUGCAUGGCAGAAAAGUAUGUAUAUAUGAAGCUGUCCUGGUUUUAUCCAUCAGGAGAGUUGGUGCCUCCAAAUCUCACAGAGUUCUGGUAUGAAAGACACACUGUCUUCCUGUCACUUACACUGAAGAAUGUGACUCAGAAAGAGGCUGGAGUCUAUAAAUGCAGAGCUCUGCACCGCUAUCAUAGCAAGGAAGUGGAAACGAGAGACAAUCACCUUGUGGUUUUAGAAAAGGAGGCUCCUCAAGUGGUUCAAGAGCUUACAAACGCUAUAGUUAACAGCAGCAGCACCUUGUACUUGGAAUGUAGGGUCAAUGGAACCCCCACACCCAACAUCACCUGGUUGAAGAAUGGCUAUGUGAUCAAACCUGCUUCCGGAAUUACUCUUCUUUACAACAACAGCCUGAUCAUUGAGAGGGUAAAAAAGGAAGAUGAGGGAGUGUACGAAUGCCAAGCAACCAAUGAGAUGGGAUUAGUCAGCACUUCUGCCUUCAUCACUAUUCAAGGCACAGAGGAGAAGUCUAACAUUGAAGUCAUCAUUCUGGUGUGCACUGGUGUGGCAGCAACACUCUUUUGGUUACUUCUUACUCUGUUUAUACGAAAACUAAAAAAGCCCCAUGCAUCAGAAAUGAAAACAGGGUAUUUGUCCAUCAUCAUGGAUCCAGAUGAAAUGCCACUGGAUGAACAGUGUGAGAGGCUGCCUUAUGACAGCAGCAAAUGGGAAUUUCCUCGUGACCGGCUUAGUCUAGGGAAGACUCUUGGUCACGGUGCUUUCGGGAAGGUGGUGGAAGCCUCUGCUUUUGGCAUUGAUAAAUGUUCAACCUGCAAAACUGUUGCUGUAAAAAUGCUUAAAGAAUGUGCCACAAAUAAUGAAUGCAAAGCCUUAAUGUCAGAACUGAAGAUUCUUAUCCACAUUGGACAUCACUUGAAUGUGGUUAAUUUGCUGGGAGCUUGCACUAAGCCUGGAGGACCUUUAAUGGUUAUUGUGGAGUAUUGCAAAUAUGGAAACCUCUCCAACUAUUUAAGAAGCAAAAGAGGUGAUUUUAUAGCAUAUAAGUCUCAGGAAACUGAGAAAAUGCUGAACAGCUCAGACAGUGACCUCUCUGAGCUCAUCAAACGGCGACUAGAAAGUGUGGCGAGCACUGGCAGCUCAGCCAGCUCUGGCUUUAUUGAAGAUAAAAGCUACAGUGACUCAGAGGAAGAAGAGGAAGAUACAGAAGAUGUGAGUAAGCGCUCUCUGACAAUGGAAGAUUUGAUAUGUUACAGCUUCCAGGUGGCCAAAGGCAUGGAGUUCUUGGCAUCCAGAAAAUGCAUUCACAGAGAUUUGGCUGCUAGAAACAUCCUUCUGUCUGAAAACAAUGUUGUUAAGAUCUGUGAUUUUGGUUUGGCCCGUGACAUAUAUAAAGAUCCAGAUUAUGUGCGCAAAGGAGAUGCUCGGUUACCUCUCAAGUGGAUGGCGCCUGAAGCUAUUUUUGAUAAAAUCUACACUACACAGAGUGAUGUGUGGUCCUUUGGUGUUCUGCUGUGGGAGAUCUUUUCGUUAGGUGCUUCCCCAUAUCCAGGGGUCCAGAUAGAUGAAGACUUUUGCUGCAGACUGAAAGAAGGAACUCGUAUGAGACCCCCAGAAUACUGCACCCCAGAAAUCUACCAGACCAUGCUUGAUUGCUGGCAAGGAAUUCCCACAGACAGACCUACGUUCACAGACUUGGUGGAGAGCUUAGGAGAUCUUCUUCAGGCCAAUGUUCAACAGGAGGGAAAGGACUACAUUCCGCUCAAUACCAAUUUGUGCAUUGAUGGUGAAAGCAAUGUGAAAACUGCGAGUGAAGAACAAAGCAAACGAAACUCAGCUACACGAUGGAGCACAAUGGAAAUUGGAAACAACAAUAAGAACCGACCUCUCAGUGUGAAGACAUUUGAUGAAGUGCCAGUAGGAAAGGACAAAGCGUUCAAUGAGGAAAGUGAAUCUGACAGUGGUAUGGUCCUCUCUUCUGUGGAGAUGAAGAGUCUGAAACGUCAGGAGACGCGGUCUUGGCCUUUUGGGAUCAUCGCCCAUGCGAUGAAAGCUGUCAGCAAAAGCAAAGAGUCUGUGUUAUGGGAGAAUGAAAGAAGCUUAGUGAAGUACCACCCAGCUGCUCAAAUUAAAGAAGACCCACUGGACCUUAUGCUGGAGGAGCUUGUUCUUCCACCCAUGGAUCUUACUCUGGAGUGUCACAGCCCCCCUCCAGAUUACAACUCUGUCAUCCAUUAUUCCACCCCUCCAGUGUAGCAAGAAGGUGUGCACAGACAUAUACUGUCUCAACUAACAUUACCAGAACACUAUUGUAGCUACAGUGAUUUGCCACUGAAGGGUUCAAUGACUGCCAACCCACUUGUAAAAUGGAUAACACAUAAUAUUAUGUCAUGAUCUUACUCAUGAUGAAACUACUGUUUGAUGGAGCAACCGUAAAGUUAUUUUAUGGAUGAUGAUGUCAACAUCAAUCUGAUGAAAAAUAAAGUACAAUUACAAAAGCAAUGCCUUAAAAGCAAAAUACUAUAUAUAUAUAUAUAUAUAUAUAUAUAUAUACACACAUUGCUUACUGAUAAAGUGUUUUCUAUUCAAUGUGCAAUGCAGUGUUUGAGAUUAUCAUAGUGGAUGGCCAUUUGGUGCUAAAAAGAUUAAUAUGCAAUAAGGGGCGGGGCCAUUGCGGAAUGAUAUAUAUAAUAACUAAUUAUUAUGCAUUCACAAUUGAACUGCAAGAAAAAAGUGUUUUAAAGAAUUGAUCUACAAAAUAAGACAUUGUUAUAGUAAAGAAAAUAGUUCCAUCCAUAUUUAUACUAUACUGCGACAUAUCAAUCUAUGUUCACUGAUCAUCUGUGUUUGAGCCAAACAGUUUGUUGAGAUGAAUAUAACAUUGCUACACAAUAGAAGAAACAGGGAGACUCGUCAAGACUCUUAAUAAUGUAAUCUCUCUUAAAAAGAAAAAAAAAAAGUCCCCCCACUGAUAGUGCACUCAUUUUAUAGACUUUAUUUUAGAAUAUAGAUUUGACAAAGACUUAGUUGCUUCUUGUUAGUAUUUCGGUUUCUUUAUAUCAGAUUACAAGUUCACAUAUUGCAAUGUUCUUUGUUCUAGGGAAAAUGACCUGUAAUCGAUAAAAUUGUUUUGGCAUCUAGGACAGUAGGGAGUUUCUAAACAACUUUCUGUUUUCUUAGCUGGAUGGUCAGCAGUGAUUAUCUAGGGAAGGACAAUAUAUCUCCUUAUUACAAAAUGUGCUUGGAUAUAUCUAUUUAUAGAAUGACUUUAUGGCUUCUUGCCAUCAUUGUAACCUGUGUAUUCCUGGUAUUUAAACCUCUGUCCUUUCAACAGAAUUGCUGAGAGUGUAAACAUGGAGAUUUGCCAAUGCUGGAAUGAGCGACUUUGUCAGAGGAAGAAAACAAAGUUUAUUGGCUUUCAUAUAAUAUUUAUAUGUUACUUGUCAGGCAAAUGAUGUCCUUUGAAUACAGCUGGGACUAAUUGGCAAGCAAAGCCAACCAAUAAGCUAAUAUGUGCCCCUGCCUACUCUUUUGUAUAUUUUUACACGCACAUCAUCCAACAUGUGUUAUGUCUUAAAGUUUUUGCUUUCAAUUUUAUAUGAAAGGCAAUAAAAGUUAUCAGCACAACCCAUGUUUUAAUGCUCUGAAAAACAUAACAUAUAACCUGAGAUAAGUAUAUGAUCCUAUAAAUGUAAUUAAAAGAUUUAAUCAGACCCCUCUGUAAAUAAUAUUUCAGUGCCUUAGCAAUGUUGAAUAGCAAAGAAGACUAUUAUUAAUGAUGCCCUCUGUCACAGCACUAUUAUAAUAAGUAUAUGUACUUAUGUAAAGACUUCUGAAAGGUUAUAUUCAUUGCAUGUCAUCAAUUACUGAUUAAUAAUGGUUCAUGCACUGAUGUUAUGAAUUAUACUAUUUGUUUCCUUUGAUAGAUGAUUCCCUAUAUAUAGGAUGUCAUAUAUAAAACAUAUUGGUUUCUUGUUAAUUUGGCGACUCAGUAUUCAGUAUUGGGUUUGCACUAUAUUUUUAAACUGUUACAAAGUGUUUCAUAUUUAACAUGUAUUUUUUAAUAUAACAACUAAUUUGAAUUUCCAUAUGUUUUGUUGAUAUACAUUUCUUUUAUUAGUUAUGGAACCUGCAAAGAUGUUUGAGGAUCAAAAGAUUGCUUUUGGUUUUUACUUUUUAUGCCGUUACAUCAACCAAAAGUUAUGUGUGCUUUUUACUUUUAAAAAUAAUUUUAAUAUUAUAUUUUAGUAAAAAAGAAAUAUAAAUAUAUAUAUAAAUAUUGCCUAUAUUGCCUAAAGUAUUAUGAUAUGUUAUGAUUUACUAAUAUUUCUGUGACUUUUUAUUUUGUAAUUUAAGUAUUGUUUUCUACCAGUGUUGUAUAAAAUUUAUAUAGCACAAAUUUUAUACAUUUUUAUAUUUGCCAUUUUGAAAUAUAAAACUCCUGGCUGCCGUCUUAUACUUGCAAGAAAAGUCCUUGCUUCUAGAUUUGUAGUAGGGUCAAAAAUGAUAUUUGUCAAUGUGAAUAUGCUUUAACUUAAAAGGGUUAAAUGUACUCAGGCAAUCAGCUGAUAUAAAUUAAUUAUAUUCAAAGCUGUUACAUGAACACCCUUUCAAAUUGACGAUCUCUUCCACUCCCUGCAUGGAGAUUAAUUUCUGCUGCUGUCUCUUGAUUACAUAAUGUUGAAAUUUUAGUAUAGGUGGUAAUUUCAACAGACAAACAUAGCUAUGUCAGAUGAUAAAAUAAAGGCAAAUCAUAGCUUUUUGUAAUCAAUUUAAUGCCAUCCAGUUGGUAAAAUUGAUCAUUGGGAACACAUUAAAGGAACAGUCUACUCCAGAAUUGUUAUUGUUUAAAAAGAUAGAUAAUCCCUUCAUUACCCAUUCCCCUGUUUUGCAUAACCAACACAGUUAUAUUAAUAAACUUUUUACCUCUGUGAUUACCUUGUAUCUAAGCUUCUGCAGACUUCCCCUUAUUUCAGUUCUUUUGACAGACUUGCAUUUAGCCAAUCAGUGCCCUCUCACUUGUAACUCCACGGGUGUGGUCACAAUGUUAUCUGUAUGGCACACAUGAGCUAACGCCCUGACACACUUGCAUUUAGCCAAUUGUGCCCUCUCAUUUGUAACUCCACGGGUGUGGUCACAAUGUUAUCUGUAUGGCACACAUGAGCUAACGCCCUGACACACUUGCAUUUAGCCAAUUGGUGCCCUCUCAUUUGUAACUCCACGGGUGUGGUCACAAUGUUAUCUGUAUGGCACACAUGAGCUAACACCCUGACACACUUGCAUUUAGCCAAUUGGUGCCCUCUCACUUGUAACUCCACGGGCGUGGUCACAAUGUUAUCUGUAUGGCACACAUGAGCUAACCCCCGGACAGACUUGCAUUUAGCCAAUUGGUGCACUCUCACUUGUAACUCCACGGGCGUGGUCACAAUGUUAUCUGUAUGGCACACAAGAACUAAGACCCUCUAGCUGUGAACAACUGCCAAAUGCAUUGAAAUAAGAGGUGGCCUUCAAGGGCUUAGAAAUUAGCAUAUGAGCCUACCUAGGUUUAGCUUUCAACAAAGAAUACCAAGAGAACACAUCAAAUUUGAUGAUAAAAGUGAAUUGGAAAGUUGUUUAAAAUUGCCUGCCCUAAAUCAUAAAAGUUUAAUUUUGCCUAGACUGUCCCUUUAAAUGGGAGAAUUUGUUACAGUACAAUGUCCUUUUAACUUGUUAGACAAAUAUUAUUUACUAGUUUCUCCAUUUCUAGUGGUGCAUUUGAGGAUUUUACAAGUUUCCGGUUAGGUUAACCAGAAGUGCAUGUUGUUUGUUUUGUUUUUUUUACCAUUCUUUGGGUUGUUAGUUACAGAAACGACUCCAUUACUGCAGUUAUGAGGGCAAUCUCUCUUGUAUUUUACCUUUUUUUUCUUCUCUAGCACUUUCUUUAUAGGUAUAUCUUGCUCCCAACCAGCCCUUAUUUAAGACAUCUAUUUCUUUUGCACUUUAAUACAUAUAUAGUUGCUCUAAAUCAUAACUGAUUCAAAUGUUAAUCCAAAACACUUAAAGGUGACACAGAUGCCACUAAACCUUCUUUUUAUCACCACAGCUUGCAGAGUCAGAUAUAUGAUUUGAGAAAAAAUGUGAUUCAUACUUCUUAUUCAACAGCCCAUUGGCUGCCUUUGAAUUGUGUAAUAAUUGGCCAACAUGUCUCUGAUUGGUUAGCUGGUACUAAACACACAGCACAGUGCCGUAGCCAUAAAUAGCUUGUGUUUAUCAUUUUAUACUAACUUCUAACUGUAAGCCAAGUGCCAGGACCUGCCAAAUCCAACUGAUUUGUGCAUGUUAAAUGGAAAUUACAAUGGGUUGUGGAACUAUAUUUAAAGUGACAUGAAACCCAACAUUUUUCUCUCAUGAUUCAGAUAGAACAUACCAUUUUAAACAACUUUCAAAUUAACGUCUAUUAUCAAACUUGCUUCAUUCUCUUGGUAUCCUUAAUUGAAGGAGCAGCAAUACAGCACUGGGAGCUAGAUGAAUACAUUGCUUGAGCCAAUAACAAGAGGUAUAUAUGUGCAGGCACCAUCAGUAGCUUGUUCCAAGUAGUGCAUUGCUGCUUCUGAGCCUACCUAGGUAUACUUUUUAACAAAGGAUUCCAAGACAACAAAUCAAUUUAGAUAAUUGAAGUCAAUUAGGAAGUUGUUUUAAAUUGUAUGUUCUAUCUGAAUCAUGAAAUAAAAAGUUGUGUCAAAUUGUGAAGGAGAACUUUUUCGUUUAAUGUCAUCCCACCAUCCACUCUUCCAUGAGCCAAACGUUGCAUUCCCUAUACGGAAAUAGACCCGUCCCUUAAAAUACAGAACACUUAUAAGUUACACAUGCUGCAGGGUGUGCAGGGAGGAAUGCACACCCUGCAACAUGUGUAACUCAUAAGUGUCCAGGGAAACAUGGCUGAGGUGGCAACCCUACUGGCAAAUAUACAUUACCUCAUGACCAUGAGCAUAAAAUGUUAGUGAUGUUGUAUAGGGAGCUAAAUAGUAAACAGGUUCAGCAUAAAGGGACCUGGAACAGUAAUCAAUUACACAUAAGAUUAUCGCUCUAUGGUAAGAAGACCUAUAAUGAAACUAUAUUUACUACACUGUACAAUGUAAUGUAAAGAGACAAAACUGAAAUGCAUAUUAGUGCAUUUUAAUUUUGAAGCAUUUUUGCAAUACACAACAUGUUGUUAGCAAAUAUUCUUCUAAUAGACGCUAGCACUAUUUUUAGCUUUUACUGUGCAUAUACAUUUAUAGCUUAUGUAACUAUACUUAAUGCGCUGGCAUUUUACAGCAAGUCUGCUCAGAAUGCUGGCAGUUGUUUGUUACAUGUAAAUUAAGUCAUCGUCGGUGCAAUACAAGGCACCACCUCUCUAACAAGGCUGGUGCAUGGAGCAUAUCUAGAUUUGCUUUACAUGCACAGUCAAAUCUCUCACUGAAUAAAACAGUGACAGUUUUUAUUAAAAGCAUUUUUGCCAACACAAGUAUUUUGUAGUAGUUUGACAAAUCUGUUUUCAAUUUAAUAAUACCUCUUUAAUAUCAUUGUCUAUUAGAUACGUGCAUUUGGAGGAAGAAGGAGGCCGCUCGUAUCAUUCGGCUAUUUUCGCAGCUAAAUUUGCUCUUGUGAAACUGCAAUACACUAGGAUCUGAAUUUUCAUGUGUUGCAGUUUCACACGUCCACCUUCUUCCAUAUUCAGAGGUAUCCGAAACCUCUGAAUACACAUAUCUAUUGUCUAUUUUAUAUGGAAUGUAGUUUUAAUUUUGACAUACAUAUCUCAUGACUUAAAGGGAUAUGAAAACCAAAUUAUUUUCUUGAAAUUUUAAACCACUUUCCAAUUUACUCCUUUUAUAAUUUUUUUUCAUUCUCUUGGUAUCUUUAUUUGAAAAGCUAAAGGUAGCCAUCAAUCAGCAAGCUCUACCCAGUGUCCUGAACCAAAAAUGGACCUGCUUCUAAGUUUACAUUCCUGAUUUUCAAAUAAAGAUACAAAGAAAAAUUGAUAAUAGGAGUAAAUUAGAAAGUGGCUUAAAAUUGAAUGCUCUAUCUGAAUCAUGAAAGAAAAAAAUUGGGUUUAAUAUCCCUUUAAUGAUGUGGUGUGGUUCACUAGCGCUCAGUUUUCUUGCUAUACUGACAUACAAUAGUGUUUGCAAUGUUUUUGCUAAAUCCCCCAAUAGAAUAAUAUCAGAUUAAUAGUUUGAGAAGGCUCAGUAUAUGUUAAAAAGUGCUUUCUGUUCAUGAGUAUCUUCUCAGGGAUUCUUAAUACAUUUUUAUGUUGAUAAAGAUAACUUACAGGGUGAGCUGGAAUCAGAUUCAGGUGCAUAUUCCAAGCUAUAUUCUGAUGCAGCUGCAAUACAGCUAGAUUAAAGUUCUCUCAUGGGAACGGAAAUUUAUUGCAGAGCACAAAAAACAGCAAGAUGAGUCCUUGCUUUAAAACUAACAAAAUAUUAUUCUUUAGCGUACUUAACGGUUUUUGUUCUUAGCAUUUCCUCUUAAUUAUUCUCUUGUAGUAUAUAGUUUGUUAGGUCUUGUUCAAACUAAGAAUUAAGGUUUAUUUUCUAAAGAAAUUAAGCUUGUGUUAUUUCAAUAGGAUUAAGAGAAACUGAACUUGUAUGUACAACUAAAGUUAGCAUAUACUCAUUAACCACUAGUGCCUUGGUAUAGUAAGCACACUUACUAAUACAAAUUUAUAUACUGUUAUCAAAUGCAUUUACACAUAUUCAUAUAUACCCUAUUUAAAUUAUGUAGAUAUUAGCAUGAAUUCAAUGGUUGUUCCACAGCCAGAUUUUUAGGAACUCAUUUUAAUACACUAUACAGAUUAUCAAAUGAGAUAUUUGACUGUUAAAAUCCACUGAUCAGAUUUUGUAUCAAAAUCUCUGUCUUAUUAACUUUUCUGUAAACUGCAUUAGUGCAUAUAAGUGAUAACUAAAGAUAGCUAUCCUACAAAUUAUAGUUUAAUCUUAUGUGUCCUCAAUGCUGAACCAGCAAUGCUGCUGCCAGUCUGUUAAUUGUUAUUGCGCAAUAAUGACUGUGGCAUAAUGAGAGAAACCUGCAAUGUUUAUUGAUAAACAAUUCAAACUACCCAUUUUAUUAGCACUUUUUGUUCAGUUGCCUACUAAGAAUGUCAAGUCAGUCAGUAUUCCAAUUGAGUGUGCUGUAACUAUGGUUGACUGUUCUGUUGAGUUUGAACUUCUAGUCCUACAGCAAACAAAUGCUUUGCAAACCAUAUCAGUAAAUCUGUACAUUUCCAUCAAUUCCAAGUUUACUGUACAUUGUUUUAUUUUGCAGACUACAUGCUGGAAAAUAUUCUGUACUUGUUGUGUAAUCAGUUUUGCAACCUUUUCCAUAAAGUAUAUAAUAAACCAAUGUCAAUAAAGCAACUUUCGCUUGAUAGCUAGUAAUCGAUUACACAGUAAAAUGAAGAAAUGUACCUGCUUUAUUUCCUACAUUUUAAAAUAAAAUUAGAAGUGCCAUGUGCAUGAAUCACUGUGGAUUGUAUAGUUCUUAUAUUGUAAAACCCUUAUGUUACAGAGAUACCUAUAAUGUGAUGUGUUUCUCUCAGUAAUCAUCAUGGAUAAGAAUGUGUGCACUGAAACGUUUUCAGCUUCUAUAUGUACUCUUGAAAAAAUGUAUUUUAUGGAUUAGCCAAACAAAAUAAAGAAAAUAAUAUAUAUAUAUUUAUACAA
Messenger RNA from Bombina bombina (fire-bellied toad), 11777 nucleotides. RefSeq names its product vascular endothelial growth factor receptor kdr-like. Gene Ontology annotation, cellular component: signaling receptor complex. Lineage: Eukaryota; Metazoa; Chordata; Amphibia; Anura; Bombinatoridae. The coding region runs from base 364 to 4350 and encodes 1328 amino acids. The record is from RefSeq and is a predicted model, not a curated record. The transcript is spliced from 30 exons. Gene Ontology annotation, molecular function: ATP binding; transmembrane receptor protein tyrosine kinase activity. Gene Ontology annotation, biological process: positive regulation of kinase activity; multicellular organism development; cell surface receptor protein tyrosine kinase signaling pathway.